AGUAUAAAACGUACUGCAUCUGCAGAUCCCAUAAUUGAUUUUCAAGGAAUGGAGAUGGAGGAACGCUCCUUUGUUAAUUCUUCAGAACAACAGCAGGUGGAAGAUGGAGGUGAAAGUGCGAGGUAUACUAUUGACGAAGCUCUUAUAUCCAUGGGUUUUGGGAAUUUCCAAAUUUUUGUGCUUGCUUAUGCUGGAAUGGGAUGGGUUUCAGAAGCUAUGGAAAUGAUGUUACUCUCCUUUGUUGGACCUGCAGUUCAGUCUGCUUGGAACCUUUCUCCUCACGAAGAGUCUAUGAUCACCAGUGUGGUUUUUGCAGGCAUGUUAGUUGGAGCCUAUUCAUGGGGCAUAGUUUCUGAUAAAUAUGGACGAAGGAGUGGUUUCUUCAUUACAGCAACAAUCACUUCUGUUGCUGGAUUUCUAAGUGCUUUUGCCCCAAAUUAUAUAUCUUUGUUAGUUCUUCGCUGUUUAGUUGGCAUUGGGUUGGGAGGUGGCCCUGUACUUGCGUCCUGGUUCUUGGAAUUCAUUCCUGCUCCUAAAAGAGGCACCUGGAUGGUUGUUUUUUCAGCAUUUUGGACCGUUGGAACAAUCUUUGAGGCUUCAUUAGCAUGGAUGAUCAUGCCAAAAUUAGGUUGGAGGUGGCUCCUCGCACUGUCUUCUUUUCCUUCCUUUCUUCUCCUACUCUUCUACAGAUCUACUCCAGAGUCCCCACGGUAUCUGUGUUUACAAGGUAGAACAAGUGAGGCAGCUAUUAUUUUGGAGAAAAUAGCACGAAUCAAUCAAACAGAUCUACCUCCUGGUGUUCUUGUUUCUGGUCACUCGUAUGAUUUUGACGAGCGAAGUAUUCCGUUCGAAGAUGUACGUUUGCUUUCACCAAGACAAACUAAAGUUGGAACUUCUCAAGCAACAGAAUCUUAUAUGGUGGGCCUCUCUCCAUUGUUUAAGCUUCUUUCUCGAGAACUGAUUGUGUCCACAUUGCUCUUGUGGGUAGUUUUCUUUGGAAAUGCCUUUUCUUAUUAUGGCCUCGUGUUGCUAACCUCUGAGUUAACUGGAAAUAGUAGAUGUACGUCUACUGAUAUACCUCUAAAAGAAUCCGAAGAUAUCAGCUACAAAGAUGUCUUUAUCUCUAGUUUCGCAGAGUUACCUGGUCUCGCGUUAUCAGCUGUCAUGGUUGACAAAUUAGGGCGUAAGUUGUCGAUGUCUGCGAUGUUCUUCCUGGGCGCCAUAUUUCUAUUUCCCCUGGCAUUUUAUCGAACUGACGGUUUAACAACUAGCCUUUUGUUCGGAGCUCGCAUUUGUAUCACAUCUACAUUCACAGUUGUCUAUAUAUAUGCUCCCGAGAUAUAUCCAACCUCAAUACGAACAACCGGAGUUGGGGUCGCUAGCUCUGUUGGAAGAAUCGGGGGAAUGAUAUGCCCUCUCGUGGCCGUCGCCCUGGUUAAAGGAUGCCAUCAAACAGCAGCCAUUAUUUUGUUUGAGAUAGUAAUUUUGCUGUCGGGGAUCUGUGUUGUGUUCUUCCCAUUCGAAACCAAGGGGCAAGAUCUUCCUGAAAAUUAUGUAGCUGAAACUUAGAAUGCACACUGAUUACAUAGUUUCCAUUACCUGUGAUCUCGCCCCCUUUCCUUUAUUCAUUAUCUGCUGCUAUAGCUUCUGUUGAAGAGACCGUACGUUGAGUAUCGACUUCAAGACUUCCGGUAUUUACAAUACCAGCUCGAGAACGAGAGUCGCAAAAAACAAAUCCUAUUACUAUUCUUCAACUAUUAGGUGGGAUACAAUGUAGGACUGUUACACGACCAGUUAUCCGUACAAUAAAUGAGCAAGGAUUGAAAUGUGGUUUCUGCUGUUAGAUAUGUUAAAUUCAUUCUUACCAGGAGAAUAUGUUCUCUCUUGUAGAGAGUUUCAAAUUGUCCUUUGACAGAACUUAUUGAGAUAUUUGAAAUUAAAUAAUGCUUCUUAA
Molecule: messenger RNA, 1954 nt
Organism: Momordica charantia (bitter melon)
Lineage: Eukaryota; Viridiplantae; Streptophyta; Magnoliopsida; Cucurbitales; Cucurbitaceae
Gene: NIAP
Product: Major facilitator superfamily protein
Biological process (GO): transmembrane transport
Cellular component (GO): membrane
Molecular function (GO): transmembrane transporter activity
Source: RefSeq, a predicted model, not a curated record